Hyaloscypha bicolor E is the source of this 1982-nucleotide messenger RNA. RefSeq lists its product as uncharacterized. The coding region runs from base 208 to 1929 and encodes 573 amino acids. The record is from RefSeq and is a predicted model, not a curated record. The transcript has a single exon. Lineage: Eukaryota; Fungi; Ascomycota; Leotiomycetes; Helotiales; Hyaloscyphaceae.
GCUGCUAGUGCCAUUUCUGUUUACGUCUAUCUCUUGGUCCUUCUUCGUCUGCAUGGUGAUACGUUAACAUAUAUCUCUGAAAUGGCUCAGCCAGCACACUUGCCAACAAAAAACGAUAAACAUUUGACAGGUGAACGCAAACACGUAAGAACUUCAAUUUGAAAAGGAACAUGUGAACUGACAGCUCCUGAUACCAGAUCGAUCAGAAUGCCUGAAGCAAACUCAGUCGACAUUGAAAAAAUUGCAAAGGCUUUGGACAAUACUAGGCUGAUGGUUGAGAAUCUCGAGGAUAUAGUGAAGCAGAGAUUGGUACAUCCUACCGAAGCCACCGGCGACCGUGAGAGUACAAAGGUCGGAGAAAGCCUCUCGCUCGAAGGCAUGGACCACGUGCAAUUACAGGAGCAGAUUUUGGCACUUUCGACGGAGACCACUGACAACCAUGUACCUGCAAAAGCCUUGGUAGAUCUCUCGCUCGAAGGUAUGGAUUUCGUACAUGUACAGCAGUCAGGGCUGGCAGAUUCCAGAAAAGCCACUACCGCCCAAGAAAUCCUAAAGUCCUUGGACUGUGGCAGGCUCAAACACAUGAACCUUGCCUAUUGGGAAGAGAAAAGGUUGGGACAACAUUCGACAGAAGCCAAUCUCGACCUUGAAACUGCAAAACACUUGGAAUAUCUCUCGCUCAAUGGCAUGGAUUUGGCGUAUUUGCAACAGCAGAGGUUGGUACACUGUCCCAAAGCCACUUUCGAAACUGACAACGACAAAAGGCGUAUUGAACAAGCAACGACCAGGAUCACCAGCAGAACCGGUGGUGGAGGUGACAACCCCAUUUCCGCAUAUCCUGCUAGAAGGCACUAUGACCAUCCACAGGAUCAUUCGCGCAAGGACACCCAGGAAUGUACAACAGACCAGUAUUUCCCUCAUCCUAUUGCUCCUGAGAGCGCGGGUCUUUCACUUCCAUUUAGCCAACAAGAACAACGGGUCAACAGGGAUCGCUGCGAAAUGGGGACUCGCAGUAAUGAAGUCGACUAUUUCACAGCAUACUAUCAUGUUGGAGGUCAUAGCGAAACGGUAAAUGUGAACAACCGAGUAGGAGAAGACGUAAGUUCGGGGGCCGACACGCAGCGCCCUCAAGUACUCUCCACCCAACGAACAAAGGACACGAUCGAUCCAGGAAAUACAACUGGGGACACAAAAGUACAAAAGCCUGGGGCGGUGUUGAAUACGGCUGGAGCAACCAAGUCUUCUGGUACGCCACGACCUGUAGUUAGGGUUGCAAUUCCGAAAAUUCAAAGCUGGAACCGACAAGUAACGGCGAGAGCAACCCCAACUUCUGGCCUACCAAGGACUGUAGUUCAGAUUUCAACCCCGACUAUCCAAAGCUCGCAUGUACAAUCAAGUUUGGCGGAAGCAACUAGGUCUUCCACUAAGACAGCGACUCGAAAGGCUCAAAGCUGGCCGGUACAAUCAUAUUCGGUCAAAGCAACUAUAUCUCCGACCAAGCCAGCGACUGGAGAGGACUUGGUAACUCCAAAGAAAAGGCAGAAGGAAUUCUCAAGACCGAAAAUUUGCACAACGGAACAAGUAAAAAAAGUUGCACCUCCUCAGGAAACAUCGGACAUACCUAGUAUCGAUUUUCAAGUAGACACCACGCCCAAGGUCACAACUCCAGAUCCCCCAAAGACGCUAUCCAAGGCUGCCCGUAAGAAGCUCAAUAAGAGGCAGAGGCAGGCAGGCGAGAAGGGCCGUGAGCACGAGGAAGCAGCGGCGAUCGAGGCAGCGAUUGCUUCGAAUAGGGAACGGAGAGAACGGAUUGACCAGUUUGAAAGGGCGACAGCGGCUGAAAUCCUUCUCUCAAUAGCUAAAACCACGAGAAAAUUAGAGAAGGACGCCGUAGACGGAACGAAUGCGGGAGGCGAUGCAGGCGAGUGAGCUUUCAGUUUCGCUCGAUAGGUAGCUCUCGAUUCAAAAGACCAAGAUAUGCU